AUGGUGACAGACGAUCAGGCCAGCGCCACCGAAUCUGAUGCACAGUCACACCCGAAGUCUCGAUGUUUAGCAAAAGAGUCUAGGGAUGAAUUUCCGUCCUUUCUCAAGGGCAAAAGGCUCUUACUCGUCACAGAAUCCCUCGGCCCCGUCAAUGGCGUCAGUCGAACAACUCUCAUGUUGAUUGAGUAUCUGCGCAAAAAUGGCAUGCAAUUGGCUAUUGUUGCACCUCAUUCGAAACAAUCGAGGCUGAAACAGAGCGUGCAUGAUACGUCAGAGUUGCGCCUGCCAGGGUACCCACUGCCGUACAACCCAGAUCUGACCGUCGUCUAUCCCUUUCAGCUCGAGGACGUCUACAAGCAGACAUUCAGGCCAGAUAUUGUCUAUCUCGCCAGUCCAGCAUCCACGGGAUUUCAGUUCUUGUUGCAGAUUCGACAACUGCAAGAGCCGCCCGUUGUGUUGUUGAACUUCCAGACCGAUUUGUCGGCCUACAGCGAGAUCCUUUUCCCCGGUCCUGUCGCUCGUUUCUCCGUAUGGUUACUCGGAGUGGUCCAAGGUUUCCUUUUCAGUCAUCGCAGCGUACACACAAUCUUUUAUCCCUCAUCUGGUAUCCGUCGCUAUCUGCUCAAAGCCGGUGCACCCAGCAGCAGACUGGUCCAGCUCGGUCGUGGCGUCGACACCGAGCUGUUCAAUCCUUCACAACGGGAUGCGGCAUACCGAAAGGGACUUGCACCUAAUGGCGAGAUCAUUCUGGUGUGUGUAUGUCGGAUAGCACCCGAGAAGGGUUUCGACUUCCUGGCACAAGUUGCUCAAAAAUUGGCAAAGCAGUCAUUCCCUUUCAAAUUGCUCAUUGCUGGAGGCAACUUGAAUCCAGAGGUGGAGGAGGAUGUUCGCCGGCUUUUCGAUCCGGUUAAAGACCAUGUGGUCUUUACAGGCUUCCUGACUGGAGUGCCACUUGCACGCGCAUACGCAUCAGCCGAUCUCUUCCUGCACUGCUCUAUUACAGAGACAUUUGGUUUGGUGGUACUCGAAGCCAUGGCAAGUGGUGUGCCUGUGAUUGCUCGUGACGAAGGAGGUCCAUCUGACAUCAUCCGACAUGGAACGACGGGCUACCUGGUUCCUCCGCAAGACUUGGACACUUUCGUCGAUCUGGUACACCGCUUCUCGGACCAAAGGUCCCUGUCAAGCAUGGCGACAAAUGCGAGGCAAUACGCUUGCGACACCACCUGGGAUAAGAUCAAUAAGCGAGUGGCCUGGCAGCUCACCGAUGGCUUGCGAGAACAUCUCCGGUUGAAACGAAAGAAGCGCCCAAUCCGAAAUUGGUUAGCCAACAGAUAUUAUGGCUUCAAAUCUGGGGUUCUUCAGCCGAUGGUGGUGAGAUUCCGCUUGAACUUUGCCAUCUUUCUGGUAUACAUUGUAUGGAUGAUGGCCGCAGUCGUCCUGAUCCUCUAUGGCAACAAAGUCUUUUCGAGGCCCUGGCAUCUGUUGCGCAAUAUACCCGUCGUUUUCCAGGAAAACCAUCAUCAGACAUUCAAGCAAGGCUUUCGGGAAGCUUUCAAGCAGCUCACCACACCGCAGGGAUGA
Messenger RNA from Exophiala viscosa, 1581 nucleotides. Its product is annotated as putative glycosyl transferase. The record is from RefSeq and is a predicted model, not a curated record. The coding region runs from base 1 to 1581 and encodes 526 amino acids. Lineage: Eukaryota; Fungi; Ascomycota; Eurotiomycetes; Chaetothyriales; Herpotrichiellaceae. Gene Ontology annotation, molecular function: glycosyltransferase activity. The transcript has a single exon.